CUUCUAGAGAUACACUGCUAGAGCGAAAAAAUAUAGAUAAACAAUGCUCAGAUGUUAUUGGAUUACUCACAAAGAUUAAGAAACUUGAAUCUAGGAUCAUAAUGAAAAAUACUGCCAAUCCACGCAAAAGGGAUAUUCGAGAGAUUGAACUUCUUAUAUCAAAGGAUGAUACAGUCAGGAUAACUCUAUGGGGACAUUUAGCUCAUUCUCUGAAUGAGGAUGUUGUUGGAAAACACACUGUCGUGAUUGUUACAUCAACAAUGGUGGAAGGUUUGCAAGGUACACUAUCUCUAAAGUCAACAAAUGGCACAAGAUUAUAUAUAGACUUAGAUAUACCUGAAACCUGGAAGCUUAUUGACAGUGUUCCAUAUGAAGAAACUGUACCAAAAUUAAUGGAGGUAGAUAAAAGUACAAAAGGUACCAUUCAGGAACAAAUGUUUUAUAACAGAAGAACUUUACAAGACAUUACUCAGAUGAGACACGACAACCCAACAGAUCAGGUACAAUACACUAUUCACAUAUCUGAUUAUUUAGUUGAAAAUUCAUGA
Panicum virgatum (switchgrass) is the source of this 548-nucleotide messenger RNA. RefSeq lists its product as uncharacterized. Bases 102 to 548 code for a protein of 148 amino acids. NCBI's taxonomy places the organism in Eukaryota, Viridiplantae, Streptophyta, Magnoliopsida, Poales, Poaceae. The record is from RefSeq and is a predicted model, not a curated record. The transcript is spliced from 5 exons.